AUGAGUCUGUCGGCAACUAACAAGUAUCUGGCAUUCCUUCUCUCAUUUGAAUUGGUCAUCUCGCCGAAUCUCAGGUGUUCGGUAAAACGAUGUCGUCUGCAUCUUUGCUUAUUAGUUCUUUUGCGACUGAACAUUUCUUUCCUUUCUUUUUACACCUUGUCUGGCUCUCGUCUGCAUUUGCCUUUCUUCCACCAUAUCGCCGUCUUUCGAUUCAAAUUCAUUCAAUUCAAUCUAUAUUUUCUUUUGCUACUCCUUUCUGUCUCUUUUUACUUUUUUCUUUCUUCCUUUUUCCAUUGUUUUCGGAGAUUUUAUUUUUGUUUGUUCGUUUCUUUCUUUCUUUCUUUCUUUUUUCUUUCUUUCUUUCUUUCUUUCUUUCUUUCUUUCUUAGCUCUUUGUUUAUUAGGUUCUUUCUUUCUUUUUUCUUUUUUCUUUCUUUCUUUCUUAGCUUCUUUAUUAGGUUCUUUCUUUCUUUCUUUCUUAGCUUCUUUCUUUCUUAGCUUCUCUUCUUUAUUAGCCUCUUUCUUUCUUAGCUUCUUUCUUUCUUUCUUUCUUUCUUUCUUAGCUUCUUUCUUUCUUAGCUUCUUUAUUGGGUUCUUUCUUUCUUUCUUUCUUUCUUUUUUAGCUUCUUUCUUUCUUUCUUUCUUUCUUUCUUUCUUUCUUUCUUAG
Acanthosepion pharaonis is the source of this 666-nucleotide messenger RNA. Lineage: Eukaryota; Metazoa; Mollusca; Cephalopoda; Sepiida; Sepiidae. The record is from the annotation of a GenBank genome assembly.